Saccostrea cuccullata (small rock oyster) is the source of this 1311-nucleotide messenger RNA. Its product is annotated as palmitoyl-protein thioesterase 1-like. Gene Ontology annotation, cellular component: lysosome. Gene Ontology annotation, molecular function: palmitoyl-(protein) hydrolase activity. Gene Ontology annotation, biological process: protein depalmitoylation; receptor-mediated endocytosis. The coding region runs from base 16 to 909 and encodes 297 amino acids. The transcript has 10 exons. Lineage: Eukaryota; Metazoa; Mollusca; Bivalvia; Ostreida; Ostreidae. The record is from RefSeq and is a predicted model, not a curated record.
CAUGUGACUAUCAAAAUGGUGGACAUGAGAAGUGUGUUGUGCCUAGCGUUUUCUCUUGCCUUGGCACUGGCAGGACCAACUCCUGUAGUUCUUUGGCAUGGGAUGGGUGACAGCUGCUGUAACCCUCUUAGCAUGGGGUCCAUUAAGGGCCUUAUUGAAAAACAGGUCAAGGGAGUUUAUGUAAAGUCUCUGGAGAUUGGAAAUAACAUUGUUGAGGAUACAGAGAAUGGAUUUUUAAUGAAUGUAAAUCAGCAGAUUGACCUUGUGUGUGGACAACUUUCCAAGGACUCUAAACUUCAGUCUGGCUACAAUGCCAUUGGAUUCUCCCAGGGUGGCCAGUUCUUAAGAGCCAUAGCUCAGAAGUGUCCAAAUCCCCCCAUGCUGAACCUCAUCUCUGUAGGGGGCCAACAUCAGGGUGUGUAUGGUUUUCCCCGUUGUCCAGGUGAUAAUAGUACACUGUGUGAUAUUGUCAGAAAGCUGCUGAACUUAGGGGCAUACAACAGUUUUGUGCAGAAUAAUCUUGUCCAAGCAGAAUACUGGCAUGACCCUCUCCAGGAGGAGGAAUAUAAAUCAAAGAGUGUGUUCUUAGCGGACCUGAAUCAGGAAAAUAAGAGAAAUGAGACCCAGAAAAACAAUUUGCUAAAACUGAAGAAUUUUGUGCUGGUCAAAUUCUUACAAGAUGAGAUGGUGGACCCCAGGGAUAGUGAGUGGUUUGGCUUCUACAAACCUGGACAAGCAAAAGAACUCUUCACCCUUUUUGAGUCACCACUUUAUCAAGAGGACUGGUUGGGAUUGAAGACAAUGAACAGCACUGGUCGGCUCCACUUUCUGGCUUCUCCCGGUGACCAUCUACAAUUUACAGAGCAAUGGUUCAUUGACAACAUAGUCUCCAAGUUCCUUAAGGGGUAGAUUCUGCACUGUCAGAACCAUGAAGUGAGAUUACAACUGAUCAGCAAGUUAUCAAGGUCUUCAAAAAAAAAAAAGUUUUCCCGAUUCUGUUGAUUAGUGUAGAUGAUUAUUUCCCUUGAUUUGAAAAUGAAUAACUGAUGAUUCAUCUUUGUAUAGGCUAAAGGAGUUAUUUUUCAAUUGAUCAAGUUAAUUUGAAAUCCAACUCUGUAUUUUAGUUUAACAAAGUAAAUUUGUUUAUGCCACAUUCACCGAAAAGUCCAUGUUGUGCUGUGAUAAGUAUUUGUAUAUUUUAAAUCUUGUAUGGUCACUUGACGACUUCAAUAUUUAUUGAUAAUUUUGAGUUUUCAGUUGGUUGUAUCUGUGGCCCUUAUAUUGUGUGAAGUAAAUUUAACAUUCUAAACA